This is a messenger RNA of Mesorhabditis spiculigera, 489 nucleotides long. The record is from the annotation of a GenBank genome assembly. Lineage: Eukaryota; Metazoa; Nematoda; Chromadorea; Rhabditida; Rhabditidae.
AUGGACCUCCCGAUCGUCACCUACAACGAGGAAGACUACGUCAAGACCAGCGUCGGGAAUCUGGUCUACAAGCGCGCCACCCUCUGCGGAUCCCAGAACAUUGUGCUAAAUGGCAAGUGCAUCCUGCAGAAGGAUUGCGUGUUCCGGGGAGACAUCGCCCCCAUCCGCAUCGGCAAAUACGUGAUCAUCGGAGAGGGAUCGGUAAUUCGCCCGGGUUCAAAGGUGCUGCAGGCUGCAGCGGCGUUCGUGCCCGUCCAAAUCCUCGACCACGUUUUUAUCGAAAAGGACUGUGUGAUCAUGGCCGCGCAGAUCGGCAUGUACUGCCACAUCGGCGCCGACUCGAUCAUCGGUCGCAACACGUGCCUGAAGGAGUGCUGCGAGGUGAAGCCCGGGUCGGUCGUGCUUCCAGACUCCGUCUUCCCGCCCUUCUCGCUGAUCGCCGGAAAUCCCGCAAAAGUCGUCGGCUGCACGGCCCCUGCCAGGCUGACC